GCUCGGGCACUCUGGUCCUGUCAAUGCUGGAACCUUGUAGCAGAAGUUCUAAUGGCGGCACCUACCGGAACCGGAAACCAGUGCAGACGAUAGCGGCACAAUAAGCAAUCAUGGCCGUUCGAUCGAUUUUCGACGGUGCUCAUAUCAGAGCUGAGUUUGACAAGGCCGGCAUUAGCCUUCACUUCAUCCCCUUAAUUUGGAAGCAUGUGAUUAAGAACCCUAAUUGUGACUUUGGCGAGAUACCAUCUUUGCCCUCGGCGGCGUACCUUCUGCUUCGGUCCAAGUUCAAAUCUUUCACUUCCAGUAUCGAUUCUGUUUUCGAAUCCAACGACCAGGUCACUACGAAGCUUCUCAUUAAGCUGCAGAAUGGAGAGUUUGUGGAGGCAGUGAUAAUGAGGUACGACACUCGUUUGGGUAAAUACAAUGGAAAACCUCGCCCCGGCGGCCUCCGUUCUACCCUUUGCAUUUCGUCUCAGGUGGGAUGUAAAAUGGGUUGCAAGUUUUGUGCAACUGGGACAAUGGGGUUCAAAAAGAAUCUAACAUCUGGUGAAAUUGUAGAACAAUUGGUUCAUGCUUCUCAAUUUUCGAAAAUUCGCAAUGUCGUUUUCAUGGGGAUGGGAGAGCCAUUGAAUAACUAUGGUGCAGUUGUAGAAGCUAUCCGUGCUAUGAUAGGAUCUCCAUUUCAGCUGUCACCCAAGAGGAUUACUGUAUCAACGGUAGGGAUUAUUCCUGCAAUCAACAAACUUCAGAAUGAUCUACCAGGUCUGAACUUGGCAGUUUCUUUGCAUGCACCCAUUCAAGAUAUCCGCUGCCAAAUAAUGCCAGCAGCUCGAGCCUUUCCUUUGGAGAAACUCAUGGAUGCUCUGCUUUUAUAUCAAAAGAAUAGUCUGCAAAAAAUCUUCAUUGAGUAUAUAAUGCUGGAUGGCAUGAAUGAUGAAGAACAGCAUGCUCACCUGCUUGGGAAAUUAUUGGCGCCAUUUGAAGUUGUAGUGAACUUGAUACCUUUUAACCCAAUUGGUAUCUUGAGUCAAUUCAAGACCAGUGUCGAAAUGAGAGUAGUAAUGUUCCAGAAAAUACUGAGAGGUACUUACAACAUUCGGACAACAGUUCGUAAGCAAAUGGGACAGGAUAUUAGCGGUGCUUGUGGUCAGUUAGUGGUAAACCGUCCCGACAAGAACUCCAUCGGCAAUGCAAAUGCCUUAACAGACAUUGAAGAUCUUCAUCUUUGAUAUGGUAGCCAAUUGAAUUGAAAUGAUAUUCUUUUUUAUGUGGAAGUAUAAGGUUGAUUAUUCUGUUACCUUAAAUUGAAUACGAAUCGGGUAGCCUCUCCUUCAUGUUUUUGGGUGUUCUUACUGGUGCUAAGAAAAUGUUGACAAAAUCUGCCCUUUUCUAUUGUUACUGAUGAAUGCAUCUCAUUUUAUUUUUGGUUGAAUUUAUUGUAUUGAAUGCA
Molecule: messenger RNA, 1450 nt
Organism: Tripterygium wilfordii
Lineage: Eukaryota; Viridiplantae; Streptophyta; Magnoliopsida; Celastrales; Celastraceae
Product: dual-specificity RNA methyltransferase RlmN
Exons: 8
Coding region: 111-1229 (372 amino acids)
Biological process (GO): tRNA methylation; rRNA base methylation
Molecular function (GO): RNA methyltransferase activity; iron-sulfur cluster binding
Source: RefSeq, a predicted model, not a curated record